GUCAAUUCCUAUACAAUAGUCAAUAAAACAACUUAAUCUCUCACCAUGAAAACCCUCUAUAAAAACGCCCACCUCAUCACCCCGCAAUCCUCCAACCCAACAUGCAUGGUCACGGAAAACGACUGUAUAAUCUACCUCGGCGAGGAAUCCACCGCAAGGACUCUCUACCCAGAGAGCGAGAUCUAUGAUCUGGGAGGUCGUAAGGUCCUCCCCGGCUUCAUUGAUGGACACAUGCACCUCCUUCUCUUCGGCGCCAGCCUCUCCAAAAUCAACCUCGGAAACUGCACCUCCCUAUCGGACAUCCGCGCCACCAUCAAAGCAGCAGCAAUCGCCAACCCGACAACCCCCCGGCUCUUCUGCCGCGGCUGGAUGCACUCCAUGACCAACGGCGAAGCCCUAGCCUCCAUGCUGGAUGACCUCGACCCGCGGCCAAUCUUCAUCGACUCCAAAGAUCUCCACUCCGCAUGGUGCAACACCGCCGCCCUGACCGAACUCAACGUCUCCAACACCCCCGACCCGGCCGGCGGAAUCAUCCACCGCGACGAGACCGGAAAACCCACAGGCCUGCUCAGCGAAGCAGCAGCAGUCAACAUCGUCUGGCCGCACGUCGCGAAAGUGGCCACUCUCGAAGAGAAACUGGGGUUUAUUCGCGCGGCGGUCAGAGAGUAUACGAAGGCCGGGUAUACGGGGAUGGUGGAGAUGGCAACGGAUGAGAAUCUGUGGGAGACGGUUCUUGCGCUUCGGGAACGGGAGGAAGUGAAUGUGCGGGUUGCGGCGCAUUGGAUUAUUUCACCGAAGGAUGAUGACGAAGAAGUAUUGAAGCAGGUUGAUCGGGCGAUUGAAUUACAUAAAAUGUACAAUGUGACCACGAGUCCCGAUUUGCGAAUCGCCGGUAUCAAGAUUAUUUGCGAUGGUGUUGUGGAUGCGUGCACGGCUGCAUUGACAGAACCCUACGCUUCGAACGGGGAUAACUGCGCCCCGCUGUGGGAUGCAGAUAUCCUCAAGAAGGUAGUCCGGAAGGCAGACCGCGCUGGUCUGCAAUGCGCAUUACACGCUAUCGGUGACGCGACGGUGAAGCUUGCCAUCGACGCAUUGGAAAGCGAGGCGACGCCCGGAUCCCGGCAUCGCAUUGAACAUCUCGAGCUCACUGCGCCCGAGGACGCAAAGAGACUCGGUGCCCUGGGCAUCACGGCCUCCGUGCAGCCCGUGCAUGCCGAUCCGGCUAUCUUGCGGGCGUGGCCGCGGUUGCUUGGGGCGGAAAGGUGUGGUCGGGCGUUUGCGUACCGGGAGUUUUUGGACCAUGGGGCCAAUUUGGCGAUUGGUACGGAUUCGCCGACGGCGCCGCAUUUGCCGUUGAGGAAUUUGUAUACGGCGACUACGCGGCGGUCGGCGAGGGAGCCGGAGUCCCUGGAGAUGGUUAAUGAGCAUUUUAGGUUGGGGUUGUUGGAGGCGGUUAUGGCUGCUACGGGGGGAUCGGCGUAUAGUUGCUUUGCGGAUGGGUUUACGGGGGCGUUGGAGGUAGGGAAGAAGGCGGAUUUUGUGGUUGUUGAUAUGGUUUGGGAGGAGGAGAAGUUGUUGGAGGCGGAGGUUUGGGAAACGUGGUUUGAUGGAAGGAGGGUUUGGAGGAGGGAGUAGGUUUGGUUUUAAAGAUGCAUUGUGUAGGUGUAGGUGUAGGCGUGGGUGUUGUACACAUAAGUCGGUACGUAGUAUAUAGACCUUUGGAGUAGAUGUCUUGGG
This is a messenger RNA of Aspergillus caelatus, 1737 nucleotides long. RefSeq names its product amidohydrolase. Gene Ontology annotation, molecular function: hydrolase activity, acting on carbon-nitrogen (but not peptide) bonds. Bases 46 to 1635 code for a protein of 529 amino acids. Lineage: Eukaryota; Fungi; Ascomycota; Eurotiomycetes; Eurotiales; Aspergillaceae. The transcript is spliced from 2 exons. The record is from RefSeq and is a predicted model, not a curated record.